AUGAUAUCUGACAAGUGCACAUCACAUACUUCUGAUAUCAUAAGAGAGUUAUAUACAGAGAAGGGAAUUAAGCAUAUUUCUAUCCCCAGCAAUUGCACAAAAUAUAUUCAGCCAUUGGACGUUAGCAUUUUCAGAAGUUUUAAAGCAAAACUUGAUCAGCUGAAGUCAGAAUAUAUUGAAAGCAAUUUAAAUGAACGUACUAAAGCAGGGAAUAUUAAAAACCCAACAAGACAGAAUGCAAUAAAUUGGAUUUCUAUAGCUUUUGAAGAUAUUUCAAGCGAAAUAAUAGAAAUCAAGAAGAAUCAGUCGCAUUUGAUCAUUGUCCUAAAUUUAAGGGUAAAUUUAAUCUUUAAAAGUUAA
This is a messenger RNA of Blepharisma stoltei, 360 nucleotides long. NCBI's taxonomy places the organism in Eukaryota, Ciliophora, Heterotrichea, Heterotrichida, Blepharismidae. The record is from the annotation of a GenBank genome assembly.